Messenger RNA from Cavia porcellus (domestic guinea pig), 1178 nucleotides. RefSeq names its product protein FAM53A-like. Gene Ontology annotation, cellular component: nucleus. The record is from RefSeq and is a predicted model, not a curated record. The coding region runs from base 207 to 716 and encodes 169 amino acids. NCBI's taxonomy places the organism in Eukaryota, Metazoa, Chordata, Mammalia, Rodentia, Caviidae. The transcript is spliced from 2 exons. Gene Ontology annotation, biological process: protein import into nucleus.
CUACACUGCAGCGCUGUAGUGGCCUUGGGGGUACGGCCCUGUCACCUGCUGGCCCCACUUCACCCCUGGCACCCUGGCCAGCGUCAGCCAGCAGUGGCUUUGUGGACAGCAGUGAGGGCAGUACAGGCUCAGGCCCAUCCUGGCGUCCUACAGGGCCCUGCCCACUGUCCUCGAGGCGCUGCCUGUCCCUCUCAUAGGAGCACCUCAUGGAAGCUGGUACCCAUCCGCCCUCAGCCAGCAGCACCCCAGCGUCCACACCUGAGCUUGGCCGGCACCAUGGCCUGCUGCGGUGCCGGUCGCAGCCCUGUGUGCUGGGUGGGAGAAGAAGCCGGCGCAAGCGCAGGCGAGAGAAGGAUGCCAGGUGGACACGCCCAUCCUUGGACUUUCUCAAGAUGACUCGGACUUUAAAGAACUCAAAGAGCCUCUGCUCACUGGACUACGAGGAUGAUGAUGAGGAUGACACCCAGGCGAAGAUGGUUGUGUUGUCCCCAUGUCACUCGCAGGGCCUUGUGGGCAUUGUCACACCUGGCUGCAGCCUGAGGGCUGCUGGCCUCUGCCCCGCCAGCCCAUGGACCUCAAGGGAGCCAGAGGCUGGUGAGGGUGAGGGUGAGGGCGGGAGCAGUGGGGAUCCCAGUGACUGGGACAGUGCUGGAGAAGAGGGCAUCUUCCCUCUGGACCAGGGUGACCUGGACCUGGAGCAGAUCGAGAACAACUGACCUGGCUAGGCUGUCACCUGCUCCCUUGGGGAGAAACUGUUUCCUGCUGUUUUGAACUUCAAGGUCUAAUUUUGACUCAGUUUUUCCUAAAGAAGUAUUUUGCAUUUUUAUGGCUUUUGCAGUUCAGGGAAAGCUUCUCUAUUUUGAAAUGAAUUUUCAAGAAGAGUGUUGUUAAGUGCGAGUCACCCUGUAAUCCUUUUGUAAGAAGCCUACUGUGAAGAGCAAUGUGGGUCUGGCUGGGGCUGGUGGUGGGCACCCUCCUCUGGGGCGGCUACCGCUCUGGACCUGUGUGGGCAGUCGUGCUCCUGGAUCUGGUCCUCCUGUGCUGGCUUAGGCCAUGUGGCUUCCUGGCUGGGGGUGGCGCUGCUGUGCAGGCUGAGUGGUGAGGACACCAUCCCGCAGGUGGCUGUGGCCGCUCUGCAGUGCCUCAUCCAUGAGUUCAAUAAAACACGUUGCUCUGUU